CGAUUUUUGCCCUGGAGAAUUGACGGCGGUGGUUCUCUAGACAAUCUCUUCAAACAUGGCUUCUCAAUACGCAGCGGAGCUUUGCGCGCUUUUAGUUGAGGACAACUUUGGCGAGCUUUUUGCGCGCAUCUUUUCAAUCCUUCAGCGUUAUGACCGAUUGUCCUUUCCCCGUCUCAAGUUCUAUUCGCGCCUGUCUGACCGCCAGCUCCGUCAUGGUCUCGCCGCGAUGAUCCAGCAUCACCUCAUCUAUCACUAUACCUCUUACGACGAGGGAGUCACCUACUACGAGCCCAACCCACAAGCUGCGUACUACCUAGUACGAUCCGGCAAAAUCCUCGCAUUUAUUCAAGACCGGCUAGGUAAGUAUGCGGCAACUGUCAUGUCCACCAUCAUGUUCCUCGGACAUGCUCAAAUCAGCCAUCUCGAGACACUGCCCGAGUUAAGAUCUGGACAAUUGGAAGCGGACGGCAUCAAUGACGAUCUCGAAGGAGAGGGGGCGGGGGAACGAGUGAAUGGGCAUAACGUGGUCGGAGCCAUCGAACAGCCAGCUUUGCUCCAUCCGACAUUGAAGGCAUUGGCAUCCCAUGGAUAUUUGAUCCGGGUCCGAGAUGCGCAAUUUCAAAGUUAUGCAGACAACGCGCUCGAUGCUGAACGGGCAAUCAAGUCGCGGCCCGACGUCAAACAGAUGAAAGGCAAACGGCUCGAGGAAACCGUUCUAGAAGGCACACUUGCUAUGCUGAGGGAAAAAUUAGAUGGAGAUCUUACCCGUGGAUUGAUGCAUAACGGCCUACCGCGUGGUGCCAAGAGAAGGCCUGGUAGCGGGUCUGCGGACAAGAGUGCCCGGAUGGACUAUGAUAUGGAGGACGAGGCUGAGGAGGAGAAUGAGUGGUCUGAUGAUGACAUGGGAGGGGACGCGACUCCUAUGGAGUCCGGAAUAGUUGUCCGAGUCAACUACGAGAAACUGGACGUUGCUCUGCGGAAUCGACGGUUCCUCGACCUUGCGGAGAUGCACGCGUCGUCGGCCACCGCCCAAGUCUACGAAUGUCUCCUGCGACGCAUUGAAUACCAGACCAAGCAAUGUCGGGACAGCGUGGAAAUCCCUCGCGAAGGAGAAGAAGGCGAGCAAUACUCCGUUGCGAUUGCGCUGAGUGCGGUGACGGAAGAGGUCGACCCGCAGUUAGAUCUUGCGGGCUCCAUCGGCCCCAUGGAAAUCCAGCACUCUGUCAGCAAGCGUGGAAAGAGACCUUUAGACGAAGGAGUUAAUGGGGCCAGCCAUCAAGACUCCGACGCCCCUAGCCGGACCUACGAGAUCGACCAGCAUCUCAGUCUUCUCUCUCAACCCCCCUACAACUUGACCUCGAAGCGUGUCGUAUCCGGCCUCAUAACCUGGACAGUGGAGUUCCGACACCUGGCACGUAAGCUGCGGCAUUUGGAACUUGAACGUGUCAUCGAAGCUCGCUACGGCGAUGUCGCUCUACGAGUGAUCCGCGUCCUCCACGCCAAGGGCAAACUUGACGAGAAGCGCCUCCAGGAAAUCAGCCUCCUUCCAUUCAAGGACUUGCGGCAGGUAUUAGCCAGCAUGCAGUCCGGCGGAUUCGUCGACUUGCAAGAAGUCCCGCGAGACGCACAGCGACAGCCGUCGCGCACAAUUUACCUAUGGUUCUACGACCCGGACCGGAUCCGUGACAGCAUCUUGGAAGACACCUACAAGGCUAUGUCUCGGUGCAUGCAGCGCUUACGGUUCGAGCGGAGUCGACUCAAGGAAUUCCUGGAGAAAACCCAGCGCAGUGACGUCAAGGGGAACGAAGAGCGGUAUUUGUCCCCGGCGGAGCUCACCCUACUAGGGCAAUGGAGAAGCAAGGAGGCUUUACUGCUCGGCGAAAUCACCCGGUUGGACGAGAUGGUGGCAGUCAUGCGGGACUACUGAUGAGGGGCGAUUCCAACCAACCUUGUCUCCCUGAUGGCUACCCCAUUCGUGAUAAUACAUUUCUACCCACUGAUGCCACCUCAUAUGCCCUGUAUUCAAUAACUUCCCUUUAUGACCAUACGCUCAGUGAUGAUCAAUUGGUGCCUGGGGCAUGCGCUAGCCAUGCGAAAAUUGUGUAAAAAGAAAUGUCCAGUGUCUAGUAGGCCACCUGAACUAUAAGAGGGAGCAUGAGCUGUGCAGCAGGUUUGAUUGAAUAUUACAUUGCUCGACAGGCAGCCAUUGGCCUGUUGCAGUCGCCGAGGUGUAUAGUAAUCCAACAACUCUGAAGCCGGAUCACGUAU
Aspergillus brunneoviolaceus CBS 621.78 is the source of this 2268-nucleotide messenger RNA. Its product is annotated as putative DNA directed RNA polymerase III subunit Rpc82. Gene Ontology annotation, molecular function: single-stranded DNA binding. The coding region runs from base 56 to 1927 and encodes 623 amino acids. Gene Ontology annotation, biological process: DNA-templated transcription. NCBI's taxonomy places the organism in Eukaryota, Fungi, Ascomycota, Eurotiomycetes, Eurotiales, Aspergillaceae. The record is from RefSeq and is a predicted model, not a curated record. Gene Ontology annotation, cellular component: RNA polymerase III complex. The transcript has 4 exons.